AUGCCCCGCCUCCGUGACCACCUGGCUUCCCUAGGCGACCGCAUUCUAGGCGAAUCCCAGGACGACGACCGGCGAUGGCGCAUGCCAGACGAAUGCCACCCACACCGACGCACAUGGAUGGCAUUCGGUGCCAGCAAAAGUAUCUGGGGUCGGGACCUGCUGCCGACCGUGCAGCAGAACUUGGCCCUCAUCGCACAGACGAUUGCGCACUUUGAGCCAGUGACAAUGCUCGUGCGUCCCGAGGAACUCGACCUCGCCCAGUGUCUUGUCGGCCCCACAGUCGAGCUCGUCACUGCUCCCCUGGACGAUCUGUGGAUGCGCGACACUGGCCCCGUGUUCGUGUACCCCGCCGCAGGAAGCGGGAGCAAGGCCGGUGUCAACUUCAACUUCAACGGCUGGGGUGAGAAGCAAGCGCACAAGCGGGACGCUGGUGUCGCUGCCGUCGUCACCCACCGUGCUGGCGUGGAGAUGCUCGAGAGCGACCUUGUGGUCGAAGGCGGCAGCAUCGUGGUCGAUGGACAAGGCACGGCGUUCAUCUGCGAGAGCAGUGUGCUCAACAAGAACCGGAACCGGAAGUGGACCAAGAAGGAUGUGGAGGAGGAGCUGUUCUAUCUCUUGGGAGUGACAAAGACCAUCUGGCUCCCCGGUAUCAAGGGCAAGGAUAUCACGGACGGCCACUGCGAUUUCUACGUGACGUGUCCGCGACCAGGACUCGUCCUCGCCGCUUACGAUCCGGACCCCAAGUCGUUCGACCACAAGGUCACCAAGCAGCACCUGGACAUCCUGCGCAGCGCAACAGAUUCAGCGGGCAGGCGCCUCGAGGUCGUCGUUCUUGAAGCCCCCACCAAUGUGCGGCCCGCGUUUUCGCGUGAAGACGACUUCGCUGCUGGAUACAUCAACCAUUACGUGUGCAAUGGCGCCGUCAUUGCGCCCGAGUUUGGCGACGCUCGCGCCGACGACAACGCCAGAGCAGUGCUGCAGAGGGCAUACCCUGGCAGGCAAGUGGUCAUGAUCAAUAUCGACGGAGUGGCUGCAGGAGGUGGCGGAAUCCACUGCACUACGCAGCAGGAGCCUGUGUGA
This is a messenger RNA of Apiotrichum porosum, 1080 nucleotides long. RefSeq lists its product as uncharacterized. The record is from RefSeq and is a predicted model, not a curated record. Gene Ontology annotation, biological process: putrescine biosynthetic process. The coding region runs from base 1 to 1080 and encodes 359 amino acids. Gene Ontology annotation, molecular function: agmatine deiminase activity; protein-arginine deiminase activity. The transcript has a single exon. NCBI's taxonomy places the organism in Eukaryota, Fungi, Basidiomycota, Tremellomycetes, Trichosporonales, Trichosporonaceae.